This is a messenger RNA of Triticum turgidum subsp. durum (durum wheat), 402 nucleotides long. The record is from the annotation of a GenBank genome assembly. Lineage: Eukaryota; Viridiplantae; Streptophyta; Magnoliopsida; Poales; Poaceae.
AUGGGUAUAGGCAUGGAGCCCAGAGGAGUCGCGGCGUGCGGGACGGUGGCCUUCUCCUGGGAGCAGGAGCCGGGGGUGUCCAAGGAGAGCCCGAAGGAGGCGGAGGCGCGGACGCACCAGCUGCGCGUGCCGCCUCCGCCGGGAGGUCCCGGAGCGCCGUCCCUGUCGCCGCCGGCGAGGAGCAGGUCCAGCAAACGCGGCGUCCGGCCGGAGGAGGACCCGUUCCUCGCGGCCUACGUCGCCUGCACGGCCAGCGGCAGGAAGACCGGCCGGGGCCACAACGAGGCCCAGAAGAUGCUCGGGUGGGCCGGGCUUAGGUUUGCUCUUGGGCUCGGCCUCUCUUGCAAGACCUCUUGUGGUGUUGCAGAGGAGAGCGUCGUCAGACUGGCUAAAAAACCCUGA